CUCUCUCUAUCUCUCUCUCUUGUUGUCAUAUCUUAUAGGGUGGGUAGCUAGCUCUAGCUAGCUAGCUAAAAUAUCAAAUAGUUCUCACAGUGACACGGUCCUUACAUCAAACCCAUAAUCUGCACGCCUACACCGUCCCUUGCUCCCACACCUUCCCCUGUAGAGUACCUAAAGUUAAGCUUUGCCUUUGCCUUUGCCUUUGCCUCUGCUUUUGCCUUCCUCAACCCCAAGCCAAACUAUUCUUCCUUCCAUCUAUAAAACCCAUUUCCUCAAUUUCUCCAUCUCUCGCCAAACAUGUCCAUAAACCACUUUUCCUCAGACCACCCAGAAACCCAGUGGUGGCCUAACACUGCCCACCAACAACAACAAGACUCCUCCAGACCCCAUUUCCUCCCUCAAUUUUAUCAAGACACCCACCACCACAAUUACCAGGCUUGGCUCAACUCCCAAGAACAACCCACACCCAUGUCCCCUACUCCUCCCACCCCUACCACCCUCAAUUUCAAUCUCAACCAAAACGACGCCGAAUCAGACCACGCCAACCAAUUACAGCACCACCUCCUCCUCCAAUCCUCCCCGCCGCUCGACGACCACGACGAGGAGAACGAGCCCAUGUUCGAGAAGCCCUUAACCCCUAGCGACGUCGGGAAGCUGAACCGCCUUGUCAUCCCCAAGCAGCACGCGGAGAAAUAUUUCCCACUCGGUGGGGGCGACUCAGGGCUCCUGCUGAGUUUCGAGGACGAGUCGGGUAAGUCCUGGCGCUUCCGCUACUCCUACUGGAACAGCAGCCAGAGCUACGUCCUCACCAAAGGGUGGAGCCGCUACGUCAAGGAGAAGCGCCUCGACGCCGGCGACGUCGUUUUGUUCGAGCGCCGCCGCUCACACACCGAACGCCUCUUCAUAGGCUGGAGGCGCCGCUCCGCUGCCGCCACUCCCUCGGCCCACGAUAGCGGGCCUGGCGCUACGCAGGUUAGCGGAGGAGCGGGCGAGAGCAGCGGUAGCGCGGGGGGCUGGACCAGGAUGUUCUAUUCUGCGCCGCAUCAUAAUAAUAGUGAUGGUGGUUCGUCUUAUCCUGCGCACCAGUAUCAUAAUCAUAGUGUGGCGCCAUACCCACCUGACUGUCUUCAUGCAGCAGGGUCUGGUGUCCAGAACAUGAGUCAAACGACGUCGUCGGUUGGGAGCUCGAAGAUACUGAGGCUGUUUGGGGUGAACUUGGAGUGCCAGCAGCAGGCUGAGCACGAGUCCGAGCCAUCCACACCCGAUGGCUCGUCGUCUUUGUCCAUGUCAUCGAGCCAGGGUCCAACCCCACACCACCACUUGUACCCCCGAGCUGCUUAUGACUAUGCUGCAGACCAGAGGGAUUUCAGUUUCUCCCGAGAUGGGAAUCCCAUGAGAAAUCGCCGAGGAUAAAAGAUCUGUAGGAUAUGACGUCCCUUUGAUUGACUCCUAUAUUUUAAUUUUUAACCCACUUGGAAGAAAAAAACCCAUUCUUUAAUUGUCAGUUCAGUCCCCACCAGAAGAGAAGGCAAAAAAGAAGAAGAGAGGGUACAUUAGUACAUAUAAAUAUAUAAUAUUAGAAAAAGGAGAAAAAAAAUCCCAGAUUUUCAGGUCAGGUCAAGUAAGUUUGGGCAAAGGCAGGGGAGAAGGGGAACCAAAAGGAAGGUGGAGUGGUGGUGGGGAAGGAAGGACAACAGAAGAGACACUCUGUUUGCUUCUACUUCUGCUGCUGCUGUGCUGCAGGUAAAAUGGAAAAUUAUGGGUGGGGUCCACUGGGGGGGGGGGAAACAUAGAGUAAGUAGAGCUGACGUCAUCCUUGCUUCUUCCAUGGAAAAUGAUGGGAAAUAUUUUCUGGGUCUUUGAAAGUUGAGGAAUCUUUUUUUUUUUUUAUAGUUAUUUAUUUAGGAGACACUGUUGAGAUUCUGGCUGGAGAUUUUGGAUAUGGUGAUAAUAAUG
Prunus dulcis (almond) is the source of this 1953-nucleotide messenger RNA. Its product is annotated as B3 domain-containing protein At2g36080-like. Gene Ontology annotation, molecular function: DNA-binding transcription factor activity; DNA binding. Bases 295 to 1410 code for a protein of 371 amino acids. The transcript has 3 exons. NCBI's taxonomy places the organism in Eukaryota, Viridiplantae, Streptophyta, Magnoliopsida, Rosales, Rosaceae. The record is from RefSeq and is a predicted model, not a curated record.